CUAGAUCUAACUUUAUAACAAACACCUUCAUCUCUCUCAACCGUUUUUUCAUUCAAAUCUGCAUCUGGCAUCUGAUUCCAAACCCUAAAUCCCCAAAUCACACCUUCAUCUACUCAAAUCUCCUUCAAAUUCAACCUACAUUUUCCUCACCGAUCAUCAAUCUCUCACCGGAGAUUCAAAUCUACAAUGGCGACAAUGGAGAGCUUGAUCGGGCUCGUGAACCGGAUACAGAUGGCGUGCACUGUGUUAGGAGAUCACGGCGGCGAAGGUAUGUCGCUUUGGGAAGCUCUGCCUACUGUCGCCGUUGUUGGUGGUCAGAGCUCCGGGAAAUCGUCUGUAUUGGAGAGCGUUGUCGGUAGAGAUUUCCUGCCCCGUGGAUCUGGUAUUGUUACAAGGAGGCCAUUGGUAUUGCAGCUGCAUAAGAUAGAGAGGGGGACUGAGUAUGCAGAAUUUCUUCAUGCUCCAAGGAAGAAGUUCACUGAUUUUGCUGCCGUGCGUAAGGAGAUUGAAGAUGAAACCGAGCGUGUUACUGGGAGGUCAAAAGCCAUCUCUAACCGUCCAAUUCACCUUAGCAUUUAUUCUCCAAAUGUUGUGAACCUGACUCUCAUAGAUCUUCCUGGGUUAACAAAAGUUGCUGUAGAGGGACAGCCAGAAUCAAUUGUUGAGGAUAUUGAAAAUAUGGUCCGUUCUUACGUCGAGAAGCCAAAUUGUAUUAUUUUAGCAAUUUCUCCUGCUAAUCAAGACAUUGCCACGUCCGAUGCUAUAAAGCUUGCCAGAGAAGUUGAUCCUACAGGUGAACGAACGUUUGGAGUGGUAACUAAACUCGAUCUCAUGGAUAAAGGAACCAACUGUCUGGAUGUUCUUGAGGGAAGAUCCUACAGGCUUCAACAUCCAUGGGUCGGAAUAGUGAAUCGUUCACAAGCAGAUAUUAACAAGAAUGUUGAUAUGAUGGCUGCUCGAAGAAAGGAGCAAGAAUAUUUUGAAAGUAGCCCUGAUUAUGGGCAUCUGGCACCUAAAAUGGGUUCAGUAUAUCUUGCAAAGCUUUUAUCCCGGCAUUUAGAGAGUGUUAUCAGACAGAAGAUUCCAAGCAUAGUUGCAUUGAUUAAUAAGAAUAUUGAUGACAUUAAUGCUGAGCUGGACCGCAUUGGUAGGCCAAUUGGAACAGAUGGAGGGGUAAAUGAUUAAUGAAAACCAUUUAAGUUAAAGGGUUAAUAUCAUAAAAAACCAAUAUGCUUUCUUAUUUUUCACGGAAAAGUCUCUCAACCUUGUUUUUAUAUAUUAAAGUCCCUCGACUUAUAAAAAUACACGAAAAAGCCAUUAAACCAA
This is a messenger RNA of Helianthus annuus (common sunflower), 1326 nucleotides long. Its product is annotated as dynamin-related protein 1C. The record is from RefSeq and is a predicted model, not a curated record. Gene Ontology annotation, molecular function: microtubule binding; GTPase activity; GTP binding. The transcript is spliced from 10 exons. NCBI's taxonomy places the organism in Eukaryota, Viridiplantae, Streptophyta, Magnoliopsida, Asterales, Asteraceae. The coding region runs from base 187 to 1185 and encodes 332 amino acids. Gene Ontology annotation, cellular component: microtubule; membrane; cytoplasm.